Molecule: messenger RNA, 1659 nt
Organism: Dermacentor silvarum
Lineage: Eukaryota; Metazoa; Arthropoda; Arachnida; Ixodida; Ixodidae
Exons: 3
Coding region: 1-1659 (552 amino acids)
Biological process (GO): retrotransposition
Cellular component (GO): ribonucleoprotein complex
Molecular function (GO): single-stranded RNA binding
Source: RefSeq, a predicted model, not a curated record
AUGGAAUCGGAGUACGAAGUCAAUGCGUACGAGUCGGCCCCGCACGCCACGUGCAAAGGGGUGAUUAGACGAGUCGACAUCAGGGACUCCCAGUCUACUAUUACAAGGAAUAUUGUGUAUGACCGCAACCCGCUCGCUUUGGCAGCCAAGCGCAUCAAGACGUCGGGCUCAGUCAUCGUCCUCUUCGAUGGACUGAAAGUGCCAAACUUUUGUAGAGGGUGUGGAGCCCUCAACCCACCAAAUGACCACGUUUGCACGCCCAAGUGCAAGUUCUGCGGAGGAGACCACCCCACCGGAGACAAGUUUUUGGCCUACUUUGCCGAUCCUGUCCCUGGCCGGACCGGAUUUCUUUGCCCCGAUACCAAUGACACCGACAACCCUUCUUGGACUACGUUUCAGCACGUGGAUAACUCGGCUAGUAAGGGCAUGGGCGGCCCUAUCUACUUCACUGAAGAUAGCUCUGGCCUGUUCAUCGACUCGUCGGCCGAUAGUCUGCGUCCCAUCACCUUUGGUGACGUCAUCCUGGGUCCUCCAAUCACCGGCAAGUCCGGCAUGGUGACUUCCCCAGCUGAACAUAUAAAAGCGUCGUCGACAGUUGCCUUCUUCAGUGGGCGAGAUCACAGCAGCACUAGUGGGAUGCUGAACCGCUGUCUGCUCUUUACGCAGGUAGGUUACCUCAAGAACGCCAAAUGCAUUCGUUCUGAUAAUCGCUUUAGGCUGCUGUUUUCUCGCCCACACAAUUCUAUAUUUGCUUAUGAUUUUGUAUCUCUGUGCUCUGACCUAAUUUACUCCGUCAGCAGUCUCCUCUUGAGUGGUGAUGUGGAACUGAAUCGGGGGCCUCCUAAGCCAAUUAAGACUAAAGAAUGCCCGGUGACUGAUAUUCGUUUGCGAAGCUCAUCCACUACCGAUGAAACGAGUACCACAGAUGCCAAGGAUGUUGACUUGUCUUCUGUGGCACAAAUGCUUGCCGAAUUAAUUAAGGGCCAGCAACAUAUAUCACAAGAAAUAGCAGAUAUCAAGGACUUUCAUCAGGCUGUUAAAUCAAGGUUUGAUGCCUUAGAGACACGUGUCGCCGCAUUAGAAUCACUUCCAACCACACUUCCUUCGAUCGGAAACAAUGGUAAAGUGAAUAAUGAAAUUCAACAGCUACAAAUCAAAAUCGACCAACUUGCUUUGCGUAAUGAUGAUCUAGAAAACCGAUAUCGCCGUAAUAACUUGUUGCUGCAUGGCUUGACUGAGUCACCUGAUGAAACUCACGAUCUUCUGCUAUCUAACAUUUCCACGUUGUUCGAAGAACAACUUGAAAUCAAAUGCCCGAGUAUUGAGAGGUGCCACAGAAUUGGUCGUAGGCAUGCUGACCGCCCACGCCCCAUUAUCAUGAAAUUGCUCGACUAUCGCGAGAAAACAAACGUCCUUAAAAAUGGUCACAAACUUAAAGGUUCCGACUUUCGUAUUUCUGAAGAUUUUUCACAGCGCGUACGAUCAAUCAGAAAAAAGAUAUGGGAAGCAUCUAAGCCCUAUCGUGAUAAUGGCUCCAUUGUUCACUUAAGCUUUGAUCAUGCAUUUAUCAAUAAAGUUAAGUACAACUGGCACGAUGAUACUAACACCCUCACUAAGGUUCCUCCCCGCCCAACAAAAGUCACCACUGUUAAUCCCUGA